AUGGCUUUAUCGAAACUUCCAAAAGCAUUCGAUUUACCUUCUGCUUUAAAGAAAGGUUACUUUCCGUAUCUCUUCAAUACGAAAGAAAAUGAGAGAUAUAUUGGAAAAUUGCCACCAAUGAAAUAUUAUAGUGCAGAUACUAUGCGAACGGAGGAACGUGCAAUUUUCCUAAAAUGGUAUUCAGAACAUAAAAAUGAUUAUUUUGAUAUGGAGAACGAGCUAGUAGAAUAUUGCAAAAGUGAUGUCAAAAUUUUGACAGGGGCGUGCUUGGAGUUCCGAAAACUUUUUCUGACUCAAUGUAACGUUGAGCCAUUUAUAGAAUCGGUAACGAUUGCUUCAGCUUGCAAUUUGCUAUAUAGGCGAAACUUUCUAAAACCAGACACUAUCGGACUAAUACCGAAAAACGGUUACAGAUGUGUUGACAAUCAGUCACCAGAAGCCAUCAAGUGGAUGAUUUCGGAAGAACGUAAUAGAAAAAUAAACAUCAGACAUUCGUAUAAAGGAAAAGAGGUUUUAAUCAACGGGGUAAAAGUUGAUGGUUUUUGUCAAGAAACCAAUCAAAUUUUUGAAUACCACGGAUGCUAUUACCAUGGUCACCCUCUCUGCUUGAAGCAUAAACGGGAUGAUCCUCUGCACGAGAACGAGAAAGACACGUUGAACCGAAGGUAUGAGACAACAAAAGCGAGGACAGAAAGACUGAGGGAUUUCGGUUACGAGGUAAUUGAAAUGUGGUCUUGUGUGUUUCGGAAGAAUCUCAAGUCGUUUAAGAAAGAAGACAGAGAUUUCUUAAACUACCACGAACUUAUUCAAAGUUCCCCUCUAAAUCCUCGCGAUGCUUUUUAUGGCGGCCGAACCGGAAAUGUCGUCGAUUUCUACAAGUGUAAAGAAGGGGAAAAGAUAAGGUACAUAGAUAUAUGUUCCCUCUACCCUUGGGUAUGCAAGAAUGGAAAAUUCCCCAUUGGACAUCCCAAGAUUCACAUCACUGGUGAUUCAGCCUGCUCAACUACUUCAAAUUUGGAAGGAAUGAAUGGGCUCGUGAAAUGUAAAAUUUUACCUCCGGAAAACCUGCUUCACCCAGUUUUACCAAUAAAGCAAAAUUCUAAGCUCAUGUUCUCACUAUGUCGAAGCUGUAGUGAUGAGAGAAAUGUAGAAUCAUUGUGUUCUCAUACUGAUGAGCAAAGAGCGUUGGUUGGGACUUGGGUAAUUGACGAGGUCAAUAAAGCAGUGGAAAAAGGAUACAUCAUACUCAAUAUAUUUGAAAUAUGGGAGUAUAAUGUAGUCCAGUAUAACCCGGAUAAAAAUUCAGAUGAUGGACUGUUCACAUCUAUGAUGAACAAAUUCCUUAAAAUAAAACAAGAAGCAUCUGGCUGGCCAAAAAAUAUUCAACUGGAAUUUUCGGAGAUUUGUAAUAAUCCAGGAAAAAGAUCGCUUGCAAAACUGAUACUAAAUUCGUUUUGGGGAAAGUUUGGGCAACGUGAAAAUCAGCUUCAAACUGUUGUUGUGAACAACCCUUCAACUUUCUUUCAUUUGCUAACGCAUCCAUCGGUUGAAGUGCUUCACAUUCUUCCUGUGAAUGAAGAAAACGUCGUCGUUAACUUCGAAAUGAAAGAAGAAGCUAUCGACUCUCUGGCCACCGUAAAUGUCUGUGUUGCUGCUUAUACUACAACUUUAGCACGGCUCAAACUAUAUAGCUAUCUGGAGAGCUUAGGAGAAAGAGUUUUGUAUUACGAUACUGAUUCUGUUAUCUACAUAAGCCGUGAAGGAGAAUUCGAACCUCCUACUGGACAAUUCAUCGGUGAUAUGACAGACGAAUUGGAAAGUUACGGAGUAGGAAGCUAUAUAACAGAAUUCAGUGAAAUUAAACUCAAGGCAAAUAACAAUACUUUAAAAUGUGAAGUGAUUAGCUCAGAAGACAUUGACUUCUCUAAACCAAAUUCUAUUGGAGCUAUUUUGGGGUUUAGCAAAAAAAUUCUUGAGGCAAAUGUAUAUCAUGAAUCAGAUCUUUAUGUUGAUAUUAAUAGAGUAAAUGCUGUCCGCAUUGAAUGCAAUAUCAUAGAAGGAACGUAUAUUAAUAGCCAAACAGCACACAUCUUACAUGAAUUUGCUGUUAAAGUAAGUCCAGGCUAUAAAAUCGUUGAAGCUCCGAGGAAUGUUAUUUAUUUACCUGUGAACGUCAAGCGGAUAACAUCACUGUGUUUAAAAAAGUUUUUGUAUGUUGAAGGAACAAUUUCAAAAGCUGAUGGAAAAGAGAUACUCACUACAAAACUUGUAAAUAAUGCAAUGGCUUUUCUCUUUGAUGAAAUACGAUAUGAACUGAAUGGCAAAGAAAUUGACUGUAAUCGAAAUGUCAAUCUUAUUUUGAAAUAA
Messenger RNA from Episyrphus balteatus (marmalade hoverfly), 2367 nucleotides. RefSeq lists its product as uncharacterized. Gene Ontology annotation, biological process: DNA replication. The transcript is spliced from 4 exons. Bases 1 to 2367 code for a protein of 788 amino acids. The record is from RefSeq and is a predicted model, not a curated record. Gene Ontology annotation, molecular function: DNA-directed DNA polymerase activity; DNA binding; nucleotide binding. Lineage: Eukaryota; Metazoa; Arthropoda; Insecta; Diptera; Syrphidae.